AAACUGCAUGUAUUAAGUGUGGCAACAACUAUAUAGUUACUUCUCGAUUUUGCACACGAACCGCAGAUUCUAAUUCCGCAAUGAGUUUGCCAAAAUUGCCUAGUAUUAACCAACCUGCGGAUUGUAGCGGAGUGCACAGGUUGUACGCGUAUUACGAGCUAAAGGAGUGCGGAUGAAAUUCGUCUUCUGCAUGCGAUCGCUAUCGAGGUUACGACGACGGCUCGCUUCUUUACUUCGUGUUUCGUAUCAAGUUUCUACGACAUCGCUGUCUCAUGCAUUCCGCAUAAAGACGGCGUAACGCGAAGCUGGAUUUGAAGUAUCGGAUCACUUGCCAAUGAGUAGAAUUUGAGAGGGUCUAUAUUAAAGCGCCAGCUAUCUAUACAGGACUGUGUGAUAUGCAUAAACGCCACUGUGAGUGUGAAUCAUUUGAAUAGUCAUCACCGCAUUCCAUAGAGGGAGAAUAGAUAGAAAAACGGAUCGAAGCUGCACACUCCAGCUGAGCAAUUCAAAUAGCUUCUGUGAGCACGCAUAUUUUGUUUCGUCAGGCGCCAUUUUUUAAUAAACCAGACUGACAUAUUUUCAUAAUAUAUCCAAUUGCGAGAUAUAUACGGCUCUGUAAGUUCAUAGUCGCACAUGCAUACGAGACGCAUUUAGAGAGAUACGUGUAUUUGUCGCUGUAUGCCUACUGGACACGUUUUUUGUUUGAUCACUCACCUAUACUCGACGCGUCUAACUGGAUUAUACUACUUCGCUUUUGCUGAAAGGAUACUUUACUGAAGGAGAGAGAGAGAGAGAGAUCUUACUAGAAAAGGAUAUAUUACUUCUACAGCACAAAGGAUAACAGAAAAGAUCUACCAAGAUGCAGAACGUGGAUCUGCAUAGCCUGGAGUGCUCUAUAUGCCUCAAAACCAUCAACGAACCCAAGCUUCUUACCUGCUCCCACACCUUCUGCAAGGCAUGUCUGGAGAGGUUGUCCGAUGCUCAGGUCAACCGUACUGUUCUACCAUGCCCCAUCUGCAAGAAGACAUCCGCCGUCCCCAAGGGGGAAGUCGGCAACCUGCAGACCUACCAAGCCCUGAAGUCCGUGGUGGAUGACAUGAAGAACAAGCGUCACAACUGCACCUCCUGCGAUAAGGAAAAGCCACCUGCAGCCGUUGCCUUCUGCCAGGAAUGUGGCACGUACAUGUGUGCCGAUUGUCAGAAGGUUCACAGCCAGUGGGGUACCUUCUCCCGCCAUCAGGUGGUGGGCACGGGUGAGUUCUCCUCGGGCAAGAUCAGCCUGAAGAAACGGGCCACCUGUAAGAAGCAUCCUACUGAUGACGCCUCCUGCUUCUGUAUCGAGUGCCGCAAGUACAUCUGCUUUUGCGAAGUGCUGGAGCAUUCCAGACAAAGCCAUUCGAUCCUGCAGGCCGACGAGCACGAGGGGGAUCUGAGAGAGAACAUCCAAGAUCUGAAAUCCAGGGCUUCUAUGAGGAAGAGCACCAUCAACAAGUACAUCGCGUUUGUGGAGGAGCAGCAGCAACGUUUGGACAGCGUCUUGAGCCAGAUCAAUGAGAGCAUCGACGAGGCCUACGAGGACUCGGUUAAGCGACUGACGGAGAGGAAGGGAUUGCUGAGGAGCGAGGUGAAACGCCGAAUCGACCAGCUGGAGAUCUCAUUGAAGGACAUGCUGGAAUCCAGCCACCAGCAGAUUGUCCACGUCGAUGCCGCGACGGAGCUGGUCUCCCAUGGCCUCAACGCCCCUCUGGAGAAGGAGUCUCUGACAGCCCACGACACACUCUGUGAGGAGCUUUCCAGGAUCCUGGAUCGGGAGAACCCAGACUACAAGCAACCAUCCAUCGCUGCUAAGCGAGGAGAGAAAAUCCUCUUCGAGAGAAACAAGGUCAAUAAUGAGCUUGAUCUUGGUCGAGUCCAGGUGGCUGAUUGGGCGUCGAAGCAUGUGGAAUUCCCAGUGAGGAACAGCAUCUCUGCGAUGGCUUCCAUGCCCGAUGGUACUAUGGCUCUGGCCAGCAAUCAAGGAGGUGUCGACAUCUUCGAUUUCGAGGGACGUGUCGUCAGGUCUGUCCUGAAGAAUGCCAAGGUCCGCGAACUCGAGUUCUUCAAGAAUGGUUCCUUCAUUACCCGCGACAAGACUAACACCAUCGUCGUCUAUAGCAAAUCCUGCGAGGUUAUUUCACACGCCCGCUUCGAGACCCUGAGGUACGACGAGGCUGGAAUGGGUGACCUAGCCUUAGACAGCGAUGAAAAUGUCUAUGUUGGUUACAGGAAAGCAAAGGCCAUCCAGGUUUUCAGUUCCUCCGGUGGCAGAGCUUUCCGGGAGAUUCCUUGCGAUGGCUACGAGCCCAGUCAGGUGCUCGCCCUCAAGACCAAGAAGUUGCUCUUGGUACAGAGCCACUCCAACUCAGUACGGCUGAUCGAUUCUCUGGGAGUCAUGAAGCACGAUGUGACCCUCUACGACAACCUCUACGGUUACCCUGCCGUGUGCGGGGAUGAUUCUAUCAUCAUUGCUUGGGUCAAGCACGAUGAGGGGUUGGUGAGCAUCGACCAGUAUAAUAACGAGUUGAAGCAUGUCCAGACGCUCAUCGCAGACUACAAGAUAGAGAAGCCUGAGAAGCGCCACUGGUACCACCUGCAGCAGUACACCAACGGCGCAAUGGCCUUCUGCACACCAGACCGGAUGUACAUCUUCAGACAGGCUCUGACAGCGGCAGAUGUGUAGAUCGGCUGAGUAUCAUUCCUCUAUGUAAACUCCCUUCUGUAAUAUCUCUAUAGCCAUAGACGUAGCUAGGGGAGGCAGCGGUGUUGCCCCCUCCUAAUCGAAAAGCGAAGGGGAGAGGGGAAAAGGAAGAAAGUGGUGAAGCAAAGGCAGCGUUUAUAGAAGAUAAUUCAACCCCCUCCCACACCCUUUCCUCACUUGAUUAUCCUUUUAUCUAGCAUUUCAAACAGGUUUGUCAGACCCGAGCCCCCUUCCAGCAAUGCCUAUCAAAUAGUUUAACUCGAGUUACGCCAUUGGCCUAUCUCUUAGAUUCAAGUUUUGCCUAAUCGGUAUUUUAUGAUGUGAUAUGCCAAAUUAAAUCAAUUUAAACGCUCAAUACAGUCAUAAUAUAUUUUAAUCGCAUUAGAAAUAGCUAGAUAAAUUGAGGGGAGUUCUUAGUCUGUAAAACUUGAUGGAUGAAAGAGUGCAUCACUUCUGUCGCUCUGAAAGUUCUGUACCAUUCCCGUUUGUGCAUGUAUAUAAUUUGCAAAUACUAGUUACCCGAGGUGGAAUUACCUACAAACGAAAUUGGUCCAUUUAUCAUUUUUGUGUCGUUAAUUUGUUAUAUUUGUAUAUGCACGAUGUAAGUCAUCAAAUUCAAGUGCCUUAACUUAAAGGCAGUUUCAUCAAUGCACCUACAGUUUCCAAAUUUAUGGCUAAACGCUAUUGUGUAUAUCGUUAUGUUUAUGGACAACUAACAUUUUGAUAGUGUAGCAAAAGAGAAGGACAUUGUUACGAGAUUAGUGCAAAUAAGUACUGAUCGUUAUUUUGUAAAAGCUAACAUUUUUUGUUUAAAUGUUAAUGUAUGCAGUUUGUUGUGAAAUCCCGUAUACUUCACUUGUUCGUACUCUAUAGUUUUUAAUUGUUUAUUUUGGGGAUUUGUUUGUAUAUAAUUUCCGUUAAAAAUAUGUUUUAACGUCCCUGAUCAGAAUUCUCGUUCAUUUUGUUUUGAUAGUUUGGUUUUAUGAUCCAUAUACAUGUAUAUGCUUUUUAUGAAGGCAAAUGUAUAUUUGAAAUGUUACGCUGAUGUGUUAGCAUCGAUUUAAAACUACAUAAUUUAUGUAGACUGUAAAUUUAGUUGUUUAAACAAAUAAUUAAAAAUUAGCAAACAGCAUAAUAUUUAUGUGAAUAUAUUUUUAAAAUUUGAAUCUUCCCUGUAUAGUAUAAAAUAUAUUCGUCAUGUGACUUAUCUCGUUUAUUAAAUAUUGAAAUAUUUUUUUGGGUAAAGUCUAAGAGAUACAAUAUACAGAUGUAAUCAAAUGUAUUAUCUUAAUUAUGUCUUUCCCUUUAACGCUGAGGUGAAGGUUUGUGAGCCUUGUUAAGUCAGUGGAAUUAUAAUACUAGGUGUCAUUUGCCUGACGGAUGACUGCGUCUUUGACACGCCGUACGAGGAUGUCAUCGUACACAAAUGAUUGUAACAUUUUCAAUGCACACAAUGCGUUGACUUAAUUAAUGGCGCAUGGUCUAAUUGUCUUCUCGGAGUUGAUUAGCGCAGGGAAUAUCGCAGUCGAAAUGACGCCCCGCGCGCAACGUCAUAAUUGUAAUAAUGGCGGUAUAUAUCUUUGUGCCAAACAAUGUACAAUUCACAUUUUUGUAUUAAAAAAGUGCUGCAUUUUUUCCCAAGUGAGUUAUAGACGGUAUCGUACACAUAUUUGUUGAGAGUAAAAUGGACACAUUUUAUUUUGUAUUAUAUGUCGAUCAUGACGUCGUUAAUUAGGUCAUAACGCCAUUAUAUUGUAGCUCGCACGGACCAAAUAUCUCAGGAACCAAUAAACAGCACGAGAAGGUAUUUACUCUCUUUCUUUCCAAGAUUUGGGUGAUAUAAUGGUUCGUCUUUCUUUUUUACCCCGAAAAAUACCUCCCUUUGUAUUCAUCCAAUAUUCUCACACAUAUCCUGGACUUUUGGUUAAAAUUACUACCUUAAAAUGUCACGUAUUUUGUAGCAUAGCGAAAUUACGUUCACUUCAUCUUGAGGAAUGAUUCCCUUGCUGGGCUCUCCAAUCUGUUUGUGUCACUGUAUACGAAAGAAAGAGUAAAUGUAGUACGGUUCAAUUGCACGCGGACGUGUAAUGAGUGUCAUUUUACAUGUUUUCAAACAACAACUAUACUAUACGGGUUGUAAGGUUACUUUAUUCGUCAAGAAAAUGCCUUCUUUAUUUGGCAUGUCAAUAACAAUUCAUUCAGUUGUGUUCACGCUUCUGUACGUCCAUUAUGUGUGUGCAUUGGGGGAGGGGGGGGGGGGGGGGGCACAGGGAAUUCUAUAGCCACUAAAACUUAAUACGUGCAGAUUGAUAAGAGUACGAAGUUCAGUUUUCAAAGUGAAUCGGAUAAAAGGGUCCUUAUUACUUAGAAAGGAAUAGGCGACGCUAAACUUGAAUAGUGCAACCCAGUACUUUAUCAUUUCCUUUUAAACAUCAAUCACAGUUGGCGAAUGCAUAGAAAAAUGGAAACUUGUUUUUCCCGUUGCGAGCAAUCCUGGUGGAAAUCCUUUGAAAUUUUCAAUAUUCAAAUGAUUCACGGGUCAUUUUCAUGACAUUAGGCACCUCAACUGAAAAUGGCUAGAGGCUGAAGAUUAAGAAAAAAUAUCUCGAAAGCCGCACACGAAAUAUUGUAAUCUGCAGCUCAUUUGUGAAAACCAGUGCGUCUGACAAAUUAAGCUCGCGCGUUAAAAUCACAUUGUACGUCAACUCUAGGCCUCCAUCUAUAUAGUGGCAUAUGUACUAUAAAUCAACUUUAACUGUAUUUUGAUAUCUUUAGUUCUUUCAUUAUGGAUAAUAUCUUUAGACAGCACGUCUAAGAUGGUACAUUCCGUAUAUAAAAUAUGUUUGUAUGUUUUUGAAAUAAAAUGCUUAUUUUACAUUUUUCUUUAACUGUAUCUGUAUUCAAAGUAGGCUAUGCGUAUUCUGAUUACAACUAUGUAAUGUUUAUUGGUUAAUAAAAUGGUGACGAGUUCUUUCGGACA
Messenger RNA from Strongylocentrotus purpuratus (purple sea urchin), 5717 nucleotides. RefSeq lists its product as uncharacterized. Gene Ontology annotation, cellular component: nucleoplasm; chromatin. NCBI's taxonomy places the organism in Eukaryota, Metazoa, Echinodermata, Echinoidea, Camarodonta, Strongylocentrotidae. The record is from RefSeq and is a predicted model, not a curated record. Gene Ontology annotation, biological process: positive regulation of DNA-templated transcription. Gene Ontology annotation, molecular function: ubiquitin-protein transferase activity; zinc ion binding. The transcript has 2 exons. Bases 860 to 2719 code for a protein of 619 amino acids.